UUCUUAUGUCACCGAGGCGCAUGCGCUCUCGAAGGAGGGCCGCGCUUUCGGGGGCAGGGCAGGGGGCGGGCCGUGGCCAAGGUCUCACCGAGACUGCGCGGACCGGAGUCUCCCAGGAACAUGGCGACUUGCGCUGAAAUCCUGCGGAGCGAGUUCCCCGAAAUUGACAGACAGGUCUUUGAUUACGUGACCGGCGUUCUGCACAGCGGCAGCGCCGACUUCGAGUCUGUGGAUGACCUGGUGGAAGCAGUGGGGGAACUGUUGCAGGAGGUGUCUGGGGACAGCAAGGAUGACGCGGGCAUCAGGGCCGUGUGCCAGCGCAUGUACAACACUCUGCGCCUCACUGAGCCACGGAGCCAGGGAAACAGCCAGAUGUUGCUGGACGCCCCCAUCCAGUUGUCAAAGAUAACGGGGAACUACGACUGUGACACCAAACUUCCAGGACUGCUUAAGAGGGAACAGUCCUCGACAGUGAACGCAAAGAAACUAGAGAAGGCCGAGGCUCGACUGAAGGCAAAGCAGGAGAAGCGCUCAGAGAAGGACACGCUCAAGACCAGCAGCCCUCCAGUCUUGGAAGAGGCUUCGGCCAGCCAGGCAGGCAGCAGAAAAGAGAGUCGGUUGGAAUCAUCUGGCAAGAAUAAAUCCUACGAUGUGCGAAUUGAGAACUUUGAUGUGUCUUUUGGAGAUAGAGUACUGCUGACCGGCGCAGAUGUGAAUCUGGCCUGGGGCCGCCGCUAUGGGCUGGUGGGGCGGAACGGUCUAGGGAAGACAACGCUGCUGAAGAUGCUGGCCACCCGUAGCCUGCGGGUUCCAGCCCACAUUUCCCUGCUGCACGUAGAGCAGGAGGUUGCUGGCGAUGACACCCCGGCCCUGCAGAGUGUGCUGGAGAGUGACACCAUGCGAGAGGACCUCCUCCGUCAGGAACGGGAGCUGAAUGCCCAGAUUGCCUCUGGCAGGGCGGAAAGCUCAGAAGCUGCGCAGCUGGUGGAAAUCUAUGCCAGAUUGGAGGAGAUUGAGGCUGACAAGGCACCUGCCAGGGCGUCCGUCAUUCUUGCUGGGCUUGGCUUUACCCCUGCAAUGCAGCAGCAGCCCACCCGGGAGUUCUCAGGUGGCUGGAGGAUGAGGUUGGCCCUGGCCCGGGCCCUGUUUGCUAGGCCAGAUCUCCUGCUGUUGGAUGAACCCACAAACAUGCUGGAUGUUAGGGCCAUCCUGUGGCUGGAGAAUUACCUGCAGACUUGGCCCUCCACCAUCCUGGUCGUGUCCCACGACCGCAACUUCCUGAACGCCGUCGCCACCGACAUCAUCCACCUGCACAGCCAGCGGCUGGAUGGCUACCGGGGAGACUUUGAGACCUUCAUCAGGAGCAAGCAGGAGCGGCUGCUCAACCAGCAGCGUGAAUACGAGGCACAGCAGCAGUACCGCCAGCACAUUCAGGUUUUCAUUGACCGGUUUCGCUACAAUGCUAACAGGGCCUCCCAAGUGCAGAGUAAACUCAAGAUGUUGGAGAAGCUGCCAGAGCUGAAGCCGGUGGACAAGGAGUCGGAGGUGGUAAUGAAGUUCCCUGAUGGGUUUGAGAAGUUCUCACCACCAAUCCUGCAGCUGGAUGAAGUGGAUUUCUACUAUGAUCCUGCGCACCUCAUCUUCAGUCAUCUCUCCAUCUCUGCUGAUCUCGAGUCCCGCAUCUGUGUGGUCGGGGAGAAUGGGACUGGGAAGUCCACCAUGCUGAAGCUGCUUCUGGGGGACCUGGCACCUGUUCGGGGAAUCAGACAUGCUCACAGGAACCUGAAGAUCGGCUAUUUCAGCCAGCACCACGUGGAACAGCUGGACCUGAACGUCAGCGCCGUGGAGCUGCUGGCACGGAAGUUUCCCGGGCGGCCAGAAGAGGAGUAUCGUCACCAGCUGGGCCGCUACGGCAUCUCUGGAGAACUAGCCGUGCGCCCCGUUGCCAGCUUGUCUGGGGGCCAGAAGAGCCGGGUGGCCUUUGCUCAGAUGACCAUGCCCUGCCCCAACUUCUAUAUUCUGGAUGAGCCCACAAACCACCUGGACAUGGAGACAAUCGAGGCGCUGGGCCGCGCCCUCAGCACCUUCAGGGGAGGCGUGAUCCUGGUCUCCCACGACGAGCGCUUCAUCCGGCUGGUGUGCCAAGAGCUGUGGGUGUGUGAAGGAAGAGGCGUCACCCGCGUUGAGGGGGGCUUUGACCAGUACCGCGCCCGCCUCCAGGAACAGUUCCGCCAGGAGGGCUUUCUCUAGGGCCACCAGGCUGACAGCUGCGCCUAGGAUGUGGACUGGUCUCUCAGACCCCUGGGCCCCCACGUAGGCAACCAGCUCCAGGCCGCGGACUUCCGCCUACUUGGGGACAGCCUUACUCCCAACCCUCCUUUUGAUGGGAGUAUCCUCUGCACAACCCAGGGAGCCCCGUCCACGGGCCUGUGGGGACUGGUCUCCCAGGGGUGGGGGACAGGGGGUGCCCCCUGGGGUUGUAGAUUGCCCCACCUGCCCCAGCUCUGACUGGGCCCUGAGUGGCUGCUGUGUAAAUUAAAUCCCACCAUGCGUCUC
This is a messenger RNA of Trichechus manatus latirostris (Florida manatee), 2556 nucleotides long. It is a transcript of the gene ABCF3, whose product is annotated as ATP binding cassette subfamily F member 3. The coding region runs from base 121 to 2250 and encodes 709 amino acids. The record is from RefSeq and is a predicted model, not a curated record. Gene Ontology annotation, molecular function: ATP hydrolysis activity; ATP binding. NCBI's taxonomy places the organism in Eukaryota, Metazoa, Chordata, Mammalia, Sirenia, Trichechidae. The transcript has 21 exons.